Molecule: messenger RNA, 1284 nt
Organism: Mya arenaria
Lineage: Eukaryota; Metazoa; Mollusca; Bivalvia; Myida; Myidae
Product: protein starmaker-like
Exons: 2
Coding region: 1-1284 (427 amino acids)
Source: RefSeq, a predicted model, not a curated record
AUGCCUGUGACAAAGCCUCCCCAACACCUCAAGGCGUCUCAACGUGAGACACACACAGCGGGACACGACUAUAGUAACAAAGCCUCCCAAACUUCUCAAUGCGACACACACACAACGGCACACGACUACAGUGGCAAAGCCUUACAGAAAUCACAACGCGAGACACACACAGCGGAACACGACUUCAGUGAAAAGCCUCCCCAACAUCUCAACGCGAGACACACACAGCAGAACAUCACUACAACACACACAGCAGAACACGACUACAGUGACAAAGCCUCCCCAACAUUUCAACACGAGACACACACAGCGGAACACGACUUCAGUGACAAAGCCUCCCCAACAUCUCAACGCGAGACACACACAGCGGAACACGACUUCAGUGGCAAAGCCUCCCCACCAUCUAAACGCGAGACACACACAGCAGAACACGACUACAGUGGCAAAGCCUCCCCACCAUCUAAUCGCGAGACACACACAGCAGAGCACGACUACAGUAACAAAGCCUCCCCACCAUCUGAUCGCGAGACACACACAGCAGAGCACGACUACAGUAACAAAGCCUCCCCACCAUCUAAACGCAAGACACACACAGCGGAACACGACUACAGUGACAAAGCCUCCCCAACAUCUCAACGCGAUACACACACAGCAGAACACGACUACAGUGACAAAGCCUCCCCAACAUCUAAACGCGAGACACACACAGCAGAACACGACUACAGUGACAAAGCCUCCCCAAAAUCUCAACGUGAGACACACACAGCUGAACACGACUACAGUGACAAAGCCUCCCCACCAUCUAAACGCGAGACACACACAGCGGAACACGACACUAAUAACAAAGCCUCCACAACAUCUCAACGCGAGACACACACAGCGGAACACGACUUCAGUGGCAAAGCCUCCCCACCAUAUAAACGCGAUACACACACAGCAGAACACGACUACAGUGACAAAGCCUCCCCAACAUCUAAACGCGAGACACACACAGCAGAACACGACUACAGUGACAAAGCCUCCCCAAAAUCUCAACGUGAGACACACACAGCUGAACACGACUACAGUGACAAAGCCUCCCCACCAUCUAAACGCGAGACACACACAGCGGAACACGACACUAAUAACAAAGCCUCCACAACAUCUCAACGCGAGACACACACAGCGGAACACGACUUCAGUGGCAAAGCCUCACCACCAUCUAAACGCGAGACACACACAGCAGAACACGACUACAGUGGCAAAGCCUCCCCACCAUCUAAUCGCGAGACACACACAGCAUAA